GGCGCUCCUUCUUCUAGCCGUCGCAGUCGCGGCCCAGAGCCGUAGCGGAGCAGGCGGAGAGAUGGCGUCUCAGCCGCCGCCGCCCCCGAAACCCUGGGAGGCCCGCCGAAUUCCCGGGGCCGGCUCGGGCCCGGGUGCGGGCCCCGGUCCCACUUUCCAAUCUGCUGAUCUGGGCCCUGCUUUAUUGACAAGACCUGGACAACCAACACUUACCAGAGUGCCCCCACCUAUUCUUCCCAGGCCAUCCCAGCAAACGGGGAGCAGCAACAUAAACACUUUCAGACCUGCUUACAGUUCGUUUUCUUCUGGAUACGGAGCCUAUGGAAAUUCGUUUUAUGGAAGCUAUAGCCCUUACAGUUAUGGAUAUAAUGGUUUGGGCUUUAACCGCCUCCGUGUAGAUGACCUUCCGCCCAGUAGAUUUGUUCAGCAAGCUGAAGAAAGCAGUAGAGGUGCAUUUCAGUCCAUUGAGAGUAUUGUGCAUGCAUUUGCCUCUGUCAGCAUGAUGAUGGAUGCUACCUUUUCAGCUGUCUAUAACAGUUUCAGGGCUGUAUUGGAUGUAGCAAAUCACUUUUCCCGCUUAAAAAUACACUUUACAAAGGUUUUUUCUGCCUUCGCGUUAGUUAGGACUAUAAGAUACUUGUAUAGACGGUUGCAGUGGAUGAUGGGUUUAAGAAGAGGCUCAGAGGAUGAGGACCUAUGGGCAGAAAGUGAAAGAACUGUGGCCUGUCUUGGUGCCGAGGACCAAGCAGCUAACUCAGCAAAAUCCUGGCCAAUCUUCCUGUUCUUUGCUGUUAUCCUCGGUGGUCCUUACCUUAUCUGGAAACUUCUUUCUACACACAGUGAUGAAGUAACAGACAACAUCAACUGGGCAAGUGGUGAGGAUGACCAUGUAGUUGCUAGAGCAGAAUACGAUUUUAAUGCCGUGUCUGAUGAAGAAAUUUCUUUCCGUGCUGGUGAUAUGCUAAAUUUAGCUCUCAAAGAACAACAGCCCAAAGUGCGUGGUUGGCUUCUGGCUAGUCUCGAUGGCCAGACAACAGGACUGAUCCCUGCAAAUUAUGUCAAAAUUCUGGGUAAAAGAAGAGGCAGAAAAACAGUGGAAUCGAGUAAAAUUCUCAAGCAACAACAGUCUUUUACCAACCCUACAUCGAUUAAUGGAGUGACUCCCGCCAGCUCUUUGGAUGAACAGGAAGCUGCCUUUGAGUCUGUUUUCGUUGAGACUACUAAGGCUCCAGGUGCACCUGAUUCUACAGCGAAAAAUGGAGAGAAACAAGAUCUUUGAUAUCUUUCACAUUUGCGUGCAGGUGAACAAUAGAGCACUUUUAAAAAUUAUUUCUUACAGAGAAAUUAAUUUGCAGUUGAAUGAAAGCGUUUGCUCAUGGCUGUCCCAGGCAGUUUGCUGCUAGAAGUUACUUAGUCAACACUAGUAUGCCAGUCUAGUGAUCUGGCUGCACUUGACCCUUGAUUGGACCAUGAGGACUUUGUUUCACCUAGCUUUUAGAUUAUGGAGAUUGUUGUCAGUUUUAUCUUAUCUAAAUCUCUAGGCUUAUUGGAACAGUAGGAUAUACAAGUUGCCUCAGAAGGGAUCAUUAAUGCUUUUUAAAGUUCUGAGUUAAUUGAUUUGAAGUCUUCAAAAAUUGAGUGAUAACAUCUACUUACAAGAACAGGCAAAAAGGCUGAAUUUUUAUAACCUUUUAAGUAAACUAAUAAAAAUUUUCUGAUCU
Messenger RNA from Arvicola amphibius (Eurasian water vole), 1721 nucleotides. RefSeq names its product peroxisomal biogenesis factor 13 (gene Pex13). The transcript has 4 exons. Gene Ontology annotation, biological process: protein import into peroxisome matrix, docking. The record is from RefSeq and is a predicted model, not a curated record. Lineage: Eukaryota; Metazoa; Chordata; Mammalia; Rodentia; Cricetidae. The coding region runs from base 62 to 1279 and encodes 405 amino acids. Gene Ontology annotation, molecular function: protein binding. Gene Ontology annotation, cellular component: peroxisomal importomer complex; peroxisome; peroxisomal membrane.